Exophiala dermatitidis NIH/UT8656 is the source of this 984-nucleotide messenger RNA. RefSeq names its product D-xylose reductase xyrA. Gene Ontology annotation, cellular component: cytosol. The coding region runs from base 1 to 984 and encodes 327 amino acids. The transcript has 3 exons. The record is from RefSeq and is a predicted model, not a curated record. NCBI's taxonomy places the organism in Eukaryota, Fungi, Ascomycota, Eurotiomycetes, Chaetothyriales, Herpotrichiellaceae. Gene Ontology annotation, molecular function: aldose reductase (NADPH) activity.
AUGCCUUCCGUCGACACCGUCACCUUGGCUUCGGGCCAGAAGAUGCCCUUGGUCGGAUUUGGCCUGUGGAAAGUGCCUGCCGACAAGGCCGCCGACAUUGUUUACAAUGCCAUCAAAGUCGGAUAUCGCCUAUUCGACGGAGCGUACGACUACCAGAACGAGCGUGAGGCCGGCCAGGGCAUCAAGCGCGCCAUCGACGAGGGUCUCGUCAAGCGCGAGGACAUCUUUGUCACCACCAAGCUGUGGAACAACUACCAUGCCAAAGAGCACGCUUUGGCCAUGGCCAAGGCCCAGAACGAGGCCUGGGGACUGGGCUACAUUGAUUUGUAUCUGAUCCAUUUUCCCAUUGCCUUGAAGUACAUUGAGCCCGAGAAGCUGCGGUAUCCGGGCUGGUGGAUGGACGCCGAACAAAAGACCAUUGAGCGUGCCAACGUGCCGAUCAAGGAGACCUGGGAGGCAUUGGAACAAGUCGUCGAUUCCGGCAUUGCCAAGUCGAUCGGCAUUUCCAACGCCCAGGCCCAGACCAUCUACGACAUCCAAACCUACGCCCGCCACCCCAUCUCCACCCUCCAAAUCGAGCACCACCCAUACCUCGUGCAACAAGAUCUGGUCGACCUGGCCAAGGAGGAGAAGAUUGUCAUUACCGCCUACUCUUCGUUCGGACCCCAGAGCUUCCUGGAGCUCCCCCCGGCGUUCCGCAAGCGGCCCGACUCGGUGCCGAAACUGUUCGACGUUGACGUCGUCAAGAAGGCCGCCGAGCGCACCGGCAAGACUCCUGCCCAGGUUCUCCUGAGAUGGUCCACCCAGAGAGGCAUUGCCGUCAUCCCCAAGUCCAACAACGUCGACCGUUUGAAGCAGAACUUGGAGGCCACCGAUUUCGAUUUGACCGACGAGGAGAUCAAGGCCAUCAGUGCUCUGGACAAGGGUCUGAGAUUCAACGACCCCGGCUUCUACCUCCACAAGCCCCUGCGUAUCUUUGCGUAG